Pararge aegeria (speckled wood butterfly) is the source of this 945-nucleotide messenger RNA. RefSeq lists its product as uncharacterized. The transcript has 2 exons. Lineage: Eukaryota; Metazoa; Arthropoda; Insecta; Lepidoptera; Nymphalidae. The coding region runs from base 51 to 944 and encodes 297 amino acids. The record is from RefSeq and is a predicted model, not a curated record.
UUAAUUUCAAAAAUUGCCAUUCAUUUACUGUUAAUAAUACCAACAAAGUCAUGUCAAGUAUUAUUGAGGAAUUGUCUUGCCCGGAGCAUGAAGAAGCAGAUACCAAAAUUGUGUACCAUGCAUGUAAAAUAAACGAUGCAGCAAAUAUUGUAAUACGAACUGUUGAUACUGACAUUGCUGCUAUAAUGCUAGGUCAUAUGCAUCAUUUAAAUGAUGGAUUGCAUGUUUGGAUGCUUAUAGGCACUGGAAAUAAUCUAAGAUAUGUGGACCUAACUAAAAUACACGAACAACUGGGAGAAUCUAUUUGUAAAAGCUUGCCUGGAUUACAUGCAAUCACAGGAUGUGAUUACAACCCUGCAUUUUUUAGACGAGCAAAAUCAAAACCGUUUAAAAUAUUGAAAAACUAUGUGGAAUUCCAGGAAGCCUUAAUGUAUUUUGGACACAGCGAAAUCAUGGAAGAUAACAAUAAACAACACGAGAUCUUUAAUGUUAUUCAAAGUCUUUUAUGCUACCUAUACAAUGUUGGUAAUUUAAACGACGUUGAUGCUGCUAGGCUGCAAAUUUUUAUCGAUUCUUACACAGUCUCUGAUGUAAACGAAGCUUUUAAUAACAAAAAACUACGGAAUUUUGAUGCCAGUUGCUUACCACCUUGCAAAAGUGAGCUAUUUCAGCAAUUUCUGCGCGCGAAUUAUAUAUGUUCUAUAUGGAACAAUGCUCACUUGAAAAUUCCAACAGCAUACGAACCAGUAAAUUAUGGUUGGAUUCUGGAAAAAAAUCAAUACUAUUUUAAAUGGUUUGAGGGGGAUCAGUUACCGAAUUAUGUUAGUGAAUCUUUACAACAAAUGUCAGAAACGAACGAAGGUGAUAUUGACAACGAUCAAUGCGAGGACUGGAGUACCGAAGACGAAAAUGGAAAUAUCGACGACAACGAUGAAAAUUAUUAAA